Messenger RNA from Sardina pilchardus (European sardine), 1601 nucleotides. It is a transcript of the gene tmem110l, whose product is annotated as transmembrane protein 110, like. Gene Ontology annotation, cellular component: membrane. The transcript has 8 exons. The record is from RefSeq and is a predicted model, not a curated record. Bases 338 to 1225 code for a protein of 295 amino acids. Lineage: Eukaryota; Metazoa; Chordata; Actinopteri; Clupeiformes; Clupeidae.
GGAGGUGACGUCAGCAUCUCGCGGAUCUGCUCGGCUUGUUGUUGGUGUGGAAAACACGAAAAUGGGAAAGUGGAAGCUGCGGCUGAUCUCUUGUCUCAACUUGAGCACAACUUUUCGAAGAUAACUUUCCCAACAGAACGCCAUCUGCACGUCGUUUGAGUCACUUUUGAUUGACUCGGGAGUUAAGUUAUGUUGCUCGACGGGGAUUAACUUACUGGCUUUCUCUCUUUGGUUUGUCGUUCCUCGGUUUGGAUGUUUUUUCGCACUGUGUUAUCGAAGAAGAAGUGCCCUCGUCCUUUGUUUGUCUUAGGAGGAGUUUGGUUUUUCAUCAAGAGACAUGGACAUGUACGGAUAUAACGGUAUUUUCCUCGUGAGGAGACUUUUACGAAGCAAGAUGCUCGUGGUGACGAACAUGAGCGACAUAACGAAGGCGACGCCGCGCGGCUGCGAUAACGGCUCUUUAAUGGAUGGCUUCGGGGUUCUGAUCCAAGGGCUUCUCGCAGUUGUAGCUUUCAGCACUCUAAUGUUGAAGAGGUUUCGUGAGCCUGUUGGAGUGCGAAGACCAUGGAAGAUCUGGUUUUACGACACCUCCAAGCAGGCCAUCGGAGCUCUCUUCAUCCACUUUGCCAACAUCUUCCUGUCCACUUUGACCAAAGCUGACGCCUGCUCUCUGUACCUCAUGAACUUCAUCCUGGAUGCCACGCUGGGGAUGCUGGUGAUCUGGAUGGGUGUGAAGGUGGUGUCUCGCAUCGUGGAGUAUAAACAGUGCACCUUACUGACCUUCGGAGAAUAUGGUGACCCUCCGAGGGCGAGUGCGUGGUGGGGUCAGUGUGCCAUCUACCUGCUCAUCAUGAUCGUGGAGAAGGGCGUGGUCACUCUCGUCCUCCUCAUCCCCGGCUGGACCAACUUGCAGGAGGUGCUGUUGGACUACAUCCCAAAUCCACAGGUGGAGCUGGUCCUGGUGAUGCUCAUCGUUCCCUUCGUAGUCAAUUCCCUGAUGUUCUGGGUGGUGGACAGCCUGACGAUGAGGAAGUACAAGACCAUGACCGGCAUCGAGGGGCCAUCCGACAGUGUCAAGCAGGUGAAGGAGUUGCCGUCGGUUACCAGCGAAGAGGCCCAGGUGUUGCUGGGCGACGAUGCAGAUCUCUACUCCGAGGACGACAGCGAUGACGGCUGCUACACUCCCUCUGAUAGAAGACUCAUGCCCAGCUGGGUGGAGGUCUAGAAACACACACACACACACACACACACACACACACACACACACACACACACACACACACACACACACACACACACACACACACACACACACACACACACACACACACACACACACACACACACACACACACACAUAUAUAUACUGGCAAAGACACACAUUUUAUUGCAGCCCAGAAAUUCAUAGAGAACACGCUUUCUGGUGCCAUCAUUUUUAUACAUAUCAAUGUCAAGUUUAUGAUCUGCAAAAACGAGGACAUAUAGGCACAUGUUCUGUCUGUGUGUGUUUGUGUAUUGGUUUAUCGAUGGACAUGUGGGAUCAUCUGAUGCAUGUAGACCUUGUGUGUGUGUGUGUGUGUGUGUGUGUGUGUGUGUGUGUG